This is a messenger RNA of Penaeus vannamei (Pacific white shrimp), 1407 nucleotides long. The record is from RefSeq and is a predicted model, not a curated record. NCBI's taxonomy places the organism in Eukaryota, Metazoa, Arthropoda, Malacostraca, Decapoda, Penaeidae.
AUGCCUGUUGCUACAACUUUUGACUUACUUGCCGAAGAUGAGGCAGCAGGGGGAACUGUAUCCAAACGAUCGGAUGCGGUUCGUGUCAUCAUACCACCGAACAUCAAUGACCCGUUAAAUUUAGAUGCUUCCUCAGAUAAUGAAGAUGUUCUCACAGAUGCCCUGCAGAAGCAACUAAGACGUAACAGGAGGAGGAGGAAACGGAAACGAAGACUGUCAGAGCCAGGGAGUGCCUCUGUUGAUGGAGAAGGAAUUGAUAAUGAUGGAGGACCAGCUGAAGAAGAGGAUUUGCAAGAGGGCAUCCUGCCAGCCCCGAUCCUACCAAAAGCUCCUCUUGAGGAAGCAAUGAAGCCACUGACAGUGAAUACAGAAUUUACAACACCAACACCACAGAGCUCAACAGAAGCACGAAAGGAAUGCACAGGACCAGUUACACCAACUGGACUAAAGCCAUCAACAAGUGGUGUCACUAGACCACCAUUCAAAAAGCAGCGAACUAAGUCAGACAAUAAGAUUGUCAGUCCAGUGAUUCCCCAACCUGGAGUGGAGCGCAAGAGACAUCCAAGCCAUUCCAGACAGUAUACUGACAAGCCUCACCUCAGCCAACAGAAUUUGGUCCCUCCCAAAAAAUACAAUCCUAAGAAUGAACAUUUUCAGUAUGGGAACUAUAACAAAUAUUAUGGCUAUAGGAACCCUGACCAGACUCCAGAUGUGAGACUAGACUUUUUGAAGCGUGACUGGUUUGAGGGCAAGGAAGUGCUUGAUAUAGGUUGUAACAUUGGACAUAUAACUUUAACACUUGCAAGGGAUUUUAACCCAAAGCGAGUUGUUGGAAUUGAUAUUGAUAAAAAACUGGUCAAUAUUGCGGAAAAGAACAUCAAACAUUAUCUUCGUAAGAGUGAUGCUGAGGAAGCCAACUUCCCCAAGUCAAUGAAAUUGUUAUAUGGUCCGUUAAAACCUCCGUUACGAGCUGAUGGCAGCCGCAGCUUCCCAUACAAUGUUAAGUUUGUUCAUGCAAAUUACGUUCUGGAGUCGGAUGAAUUGCUGGAAACUGUUCGGCCAGAGUUUGACCUAAUACUGUGUCUUAGUGUCACCAAAUGGAUACAUCUCAACUGGGGAGAUUCAGGACUUAAGAGAUUUUUUCGACGUAUAUACAACUUAAAGCCAGGUGGUAGACUGGUACUAGAGCCACAGGGUUGGCCAUAUACAGCAAGCGCAGAAAACUCACAAUGUAUGAUGCAGCCUCCUUAUCUCCUUUUGGGUAGCGAUGUGUACAAUAAAUUAGGAUCCACUGCAUUGAGGUUUACUGUGAGCGUGUGCUAUUGCGCGCUUGUGACAAAUUUGAGCAUAACAAAACUACGAGAGACGGCGAGAGCGUGGCGGCGCCGUCAACCAGUGCAUCGAUGA